UUAUUACGUCUGUGGACAUAGAUAACCUAUGCUGUGCUAUGGGUCUAAUCGCUAGAAUUUUUUCCAAUUUUUUUUCCCUUCGAUUUCAGUUGAUGAUAGGUUAAAUAGAAAUGGUCGGAUACAAGAAACAUAAAAACUUAACACAACUGGAUUUUGCCAUAGCUGGAGGACUUUCGGGAUUUAUAACUCGAUCUCUAUGUCAACCUUUGGAUGUCCUAAAAAUUAGAUUUCAGCUUCAAGUAGAACCUAUCUCUAAUAAAUCACACUCAAAAUAUUAUUCUGUUAUCCAGGCUGUGAAUGUAAUAUUUCAUGAAGAGGGUAUCAAAGCGUUCUGGAAAGGACAUGUUCCUGCACAGUGGUUGUCUGUAACCUAUGGAACUGUCCAGUUCUGGUCUUUUGAAGUAUUAUCAAAGAAGGCCCAACACUAUUACAAUUCAAGCAAUGCACCUGUUGUGAAUUUUUGUUGUGGAUCUAUUGCAGGAUGCACCGCUACCUUAGUAUCUUUUCCAUUUGAUGUAAUUCGAACGCGACUCGUUGCUCAAAGUGAACAAAAAAAACUGUAUAAAGGUGUCUGGCACUCAUUUCAAGACAUGGUCACGAAAGAAGGAUUUCCAGUUUUGUUUAGAGGGCUCUUAGUCACCAUCGGUCAAGUAGGCCCUCAUUCUGGUAUACAAUUUAUGUGUUAUAAAGUGUUUGAUGAUAUAUGUAAGAGGGUGAUUGGUUCAGAUUCUACAAGUUUUUCUAGUAGUUUAGUAGCUGGUAGCUUGGCUGGACUCUGUGCGAAGACCUGCAUUUAUCCAUUUGAUUUGGCAAAAAAACGACUUCAGAUUCAAGGGUUUGAAAAUGCUAGAACGGUUUUUGGGAAACAUUUUCAAUGUAGUGGACUUACUGAUUGCCUCGUGAAAAUAUACCAAAACGAAGGAGUACUAGGAUUUUUCAAAGGACUAUGUCCAAGUCUCAUCAAAGCUUCCUUAACAACAGCUCUACAUUUCAGCACUUACGAAAUGGUGUGCCGUUUCUUAGUUUCCUUGAAAUAAUGAUGAUAUUAUUUAACCUUUAUUUGAGAAUUAAAGUCUGCCACGGAACUGUU
Molecule: messenger RNA, 1090 nt
Organism: Leptinotarsa decemlineata (Colorado potato beetle)
Lineage: Eukaryota; Metazoa; Arthropoda; Insecta; Coleoptera; Chrysomelidae
Gene: Tpc1
Product: Thiamine pyrophosphate carrier protein 1
Biological process (GO): transmembrane transport
Source: RefSeq, a predicted model, not a curated record